CAGGAAGUCUGAAGUAGCGAGACAGUCUGAAAGUAAUCGAUACAUGGUUUUAUUGAUAUACUACAGCAUUUUAUAGAACAUUUACAUACAUACUCCACACAGAUUUAUCCUGACAAAUCAUUAUCUCUACCUAGUCGAGAUUUAUCCACAAACUUAUUGAGAUUUACCAGCUUAAAAUGAAACGCCAAUUCUGCUCCGAAAUCUGAUAUUUCAAACCAAUUUCAGUUUAUCGAAACAAAGUUUAUUCCAAUCGAUAAACCCGAGGAAUCUUUGAAAUUCACCUUAAAAAUGGAUAAACCUAAAGGUAUACCAAAAUCUGUUAAAUUCAGAAAACCUUUUUUACUCUCUCCCUUUUUCCAAUUGAUUGUUGUAUCUUUGCUUUUGAUUUCCCAGAAUUUUUGCGAAGCUUGCCCGAGUGAAUGUGUGUGUUACGAAUACGCACAGAGAAUUGAUUGUUCUAAUCGGCAGCUAACUAAAAUUCCCGAGAACCUCCCGAACUCUGUUCGCUAUCUCGAUCUUUCCUUCAACAAACUGAGCGAGUUGCAUGCGUCUGAUUUUAUUUCAAAUCGCGACUUGCGUCAAGUUAAUUUCGACCACAACCAAAUUGUGAUUAUCGGCCCCUCCACUUUUGCACUGCAGAAAAAUCUGGAACUUCUAUCGAUUGCUCAUAAUGAGUUGCAAACUCUGGACAACUCAAUUUUUCCAGAUGGUUACUUACUGAAAAAACUGGAUCUAUCUAAUAAUCUCUUGACUCACAUCGAAAGAGAUUUUUUCUCUGGAUUGCGCUCUCUGGAAGAACUGAACUUAGCGAACAAUUCUAUUUCGUGUAUUGAAGACAAGGCAUUCGGAACUCUUUACAGUUUGAAGAAACUUUAUCUUCGCGGUAAUAAACUCGUGAACUUCUACGAGAGCAAUUUGAAAUCACUGAAUGACUUGACUGAAAUCUCAUUGGCUGGCAACUCGUUUCUCUGUGAAUGUAAUCUGAACUGGUUCCCAAUAUGGAAAGAAAGCCAUCCGAGGGUGAGUUUUGACGACUUCAAAUGUUCGGCUCCAAUCAGUUUGGCCCACAAGUUAGUGACUGGACUAGGAAGUGAAAAUCUCCUCUGCUAUGACAUGCAAGUGUUUUCUGAUCUGUGUCCGCGGACAACAAUCUGUCCCGAAAAAUGCGAGUGCACAGACGGAAUAGUUCAGUGCCAAGAGAGAGGUCUGCGGAAAAUACCGAAGAAUCUGCCUCACUCGGCGAAGGAAAUCAAGUUGAUGAAGAAUAUGAUAAAUCAUGUUCCGGGAGGUGCAUUCAAACACAUCAAGAACUUGAACCGAAUCGACUUGAGCUCGAACUCGAUUUCUACUAUCGACGAAAAAGCAUUUGAAGGGCUUCACGAAUUGACACAAAUAUGCUUGUACAGCAAUUCGAUUCAAGAAUUGCCACCUAGAUUGUUUAAAGGUCUGAAAAAACUCCAAAUAUUGCUUCUUAAUUCAAACCUGAUAAGUUGUUUGCCAGAAGUUAUCUUCGCCGACGUUGAAAGCUUUUCUCUCCUAUCUCUGUAUAGGAACAACUUGCAAUCUUUUACCAAUAAUACUAUCCGGGUGAAAGAGACGGGGCAUAUUCAUUUGGGAGAAAAUCCGCUAAUAUGCGAUUGCAAUUUGAAGUGGAUUAAGUCGACCAAGAAUGAGAUGGGCAUGAGUUUAAUUGAGGUUGAUAGUAGUGAUGCCACAUGUGACUGGCCAUUGCGAAUGAGGAAGCGAAAGAUGCAAACUAUUGACGAAAAUGAGUUCCAGUGUGAGGGCGGCGAGGCGGCUCGAACCCGUGAAGCAGGUACAUGUUUCGUAGAUUUAAAGUGUCCGCAAAAAUGCAAUUGCUCUGAUGGAACUAGAGUUGAUUGCUCGAAUGGGGGAUUCCGCAGUAUCCCUGAUGACAUCCCAAGAUACACAACCGAGUUGAUUCUGAACAAAAAUUUGAUCAAUCGAAUUGAAGCUGAUGACCGGUUUCUGAACAUGGUAAAUUUGAGAAAAAUCUCGCUCAAAGAAAACUUGAUUGAAGAAAUUGAAGAUGGAUCUUUUUUCGGGGCCUCUGAAUUGACUGACAUUGAACUCAGCAGCAAUAAUUUGAAAGAAAUCAGACGUGGAAUGUUCAAAGAUCUGCCAAAUUUAAGAAGAGUUUCCUUGAGGUACAACCGUAUUAAGUGUCUCAAAAACGAUACAUUCAUGGACAAUAAGAACCUCGAGUUGUUGUCACUUUACAGUAAUGAAAUUCGAACGAUCGAAAAAAAUCCCUUUGAAAACUUACCGUUGCUGAAAACACUCAACCUGUACUCGAAUCCACUCAUCUGUAACUGUCACAUGGAGUGGCUGAACAACUGGCACAACUCUAGACCAGGAAAAACGGUGACCGGAAAUCCGACAUGCGUUGAGCCGAAGCAUCUGCGAAAUUUGCCAAUAUUCGAUCUCACGAAAUUAGAUUUUGAAUGCGAGAAUAACGAAGAAAAUAGCUGUGUUAGUUCGCUCAAAUGUCCACCAAAAUGCACAUGCGUGAAAACAUCUGUUAGAUGUCAUGAUGUUCAAUUGACGGGAAUCCCUGAAAAUAUCCCACUUGAAGUUACUGAGUUAAUUUUAAGCGAUAACGUAAUUCGGAAGAUAAAUCUAGAGGCAUUGAAAGGUUUAAAAGAACUGAAGGUACUAGACUUGUCUGGUAACAUGAUUUCGUCUGUCCCUGAUAAUACGUUCCAGACGUUGAUCAAACUGGAAACGCUGAAUUUGGUCAACAAUUACAUCAAAUGUAUCGGCGUGAAAGCGUUCCAUGGUCUGGUGUCAUUGAAGUACUUGUCCUUGACAGAAAAUAUGAUAUCUCAGAUACCCGAGACUUCGUUUCAAGAUCUUUCAUCAUUGACUCACCUUUAUUUGGGUGAAAAUAAACUAUAUUGCGACUGUGACUUAAAAUGGCUCGCUCGUUUGGUGCAGGAAAAAGGUUUAGAUGGCGGAGUCGCUAAAUGUGAGUUGCCGAAAACAAUGGCUGCCCAGGCUUUGCUAUAUAGCGAUGCAGCGACUUACAGGUGCGAAAAUUCGAAGCCACCUAUAGAGGUUCUCGGGAAAUGCAACCCUUGUUUGUUCAAACCAUGUCAUAACGGAGGAACCUGCGGGUUGGACGAUGAAAUUGAGUUCAAAUGUCACUGUGCGAGAGAGUUUGGCGGGAGGUAUUGCGAAAACGCACUGAGUCGUUGCUUCGAGGAUCCAUGCAAAAACGGAGGCCAGUGUCACCCGGAUAACCAGUCUAGUUUCUGGUGUGAAUGUCCGGUUGGGUUCAGUGGAGUCCACUGUGAACUUAAUAUCGAUGACUGUCAGUAUCACAAGUGUCUGAAUAAUGCGACAUGCGUUGACGGUGUGAACGCUUUUACAUGUCAUUGUUCUCUUGGUUUCGAAGGUGAGUUUUGUGAAAAUGACAUCGAUCUGUGCGACUUUGAUCAUAACCAGUGCAGAAAUGGCGCACCUUGUAUUGACUUGGUGCACGAUUACGAAUGCAAUUGUCAGCCCGGAUUUUCGGGGAAGAAUUGUGAAGUUAAUGUAGAUGAAUGCGCUGAUCAUAAGUGCAAAAAUGGCGGAAAAUGUGUCGAUGAAAUAAAUGGCUACACAUGUGCUUGCAAGGAUGGUUAUGACGGGGAGUUUUGCGAGUAUGAGCCUCUAAGAUAUCCUCCGAACAGUGUGUGUUUUAAUAAUGACUGUAAAAACGGAGCACUGUGUCACCGACAUCCCGAAGACGCCAAUAACUUCAAAUGUCUUUGCGUCCCCGGAUUUACAGGAGAGAAAUGUGGUCAUCUUUCUUCGGUUUCCUUCGACCGUUUGAACACUUUUAUACUGUCUAAUGGAGUGGUAAUGGACACAAGUAUGAAUAUCACUUUUGAAAUUAGUCCACGUAGUGAUACGGGAGUUCUGAUGUACCACAACCCGGACCAUCGUCAGAGACACCUUCUUAUACAACUGUACAAUGGAAAAGUGCGAGUCAGUUACUAUCUGGGAACUACUCAAGGAGUUGUAAUUGAAACUAGGAGCUUGAUAAGCCGACUGAUCUUUGCCAAGGUUGAAGUACGAGUAAUUAAGCUCAAUGUUCAAGUUUUAGUGGACGACAAACUGGAGAAGGCCGGAAAUAUUUCAGCGGCUAUGGAAAACGAGUUGGAAUUUUUGACUGACGAAAAGGCGACGUAUAUUGGAGGACUCCCCGCGAACCUUCGAGACAACGCGGCAAAAAUGUGGCAUAUUGUUCCAGACACUGUGAACAGUUUCUCGGGUUGCAUGAACUCUCUUAUUGUCAACAACCGGCAAAUAAAUUUCGGAGAUAAUGUCGAGAACUUCGAUGUUUUGCCGGGUUGCAAGUAUGAGCCAGAUACUUCGAUGCAAAGCGAUGGACCGUCGAACGAAAAGAAGACAGCGUGUGAUUAUAACAUGUGUGAAAAUGAUGCAAGCUGCGAGGUUACAGGACCUGCAAAUUACGCUUGCAAAUGUCCUUUGGGAUACGGAGGUCCAAUGUGCUGGAAAAAGAUCGAGUGUAAUGUCGAAAAGGUGAAGCACUUCGAGAUGGACGGAUGCAUGAGCACCAAGAAGAUUCGCUACAUCGAGUGUCCGAGAAGCUGUGGCGGAGAUUUAUGUUGCCGAGCGUUGAAGAAGAAGGCGAUUACGUCGCGUUUCGAGUGUCACCGAAACGAAACAAAGACAGACCGCAUUGAGGUCCCGGUAGUCCGAAAAUGCGAAUGUGGCCCAUGUUGAAAAGAAAACCGAAGAUGCAAAAAGGGAAAACAAUUUGCAGACUAUUUUUCAUAAAUUUAUAAUCUGUUAUAAUUAUUAUACAAAGUAGUAUUAUAUUUAUUAAGUGUUAUUACUAUUGUACUGUACCGAGCAGUUUGAAACGAAUAGUAGCAGUAAGUGGUAUUCAGCAGAAUUAGAAUAAUGGUCGAUUGCAGUCAUUCACAUAUGUAUGCUUUUGUAGUUCAAUGUUAAUUUUGAAGUGUUUUUUCAGCAUACGUUUUAGCUCGCCACAUAUGAAGCGUCAAUGAAAGAUCGUAAUAGAUGUAGUGAGGUACCCCUGAUUCGGGUUCCAAAAAGAUAUAUUUUAAAAUCUAUCCAAGUGCCUGCGAAAUAGAUGAGUGUCUAGUCGAUAUGUCCUAGGUAAUUACCACAAAUAUCUUUAAAAGGGGGGUUGACAUGAAAUUAAUAAUGAUACUUGAGUUGAAAUAGAGCGUCACUCGUGCCUACGAUGUCUGAAAGUUCACUUCAAAUCUCUACUUUGAUUCAAACACUGAUUAUCAGUACAGUCUCGGGACAUAGAAGUUGAACAUUUUUGAUU
Messenger RNA from Symsagittifera roscoffensis, 5332 nucleotides. Its product is annotated as slit homolog 2 protein-like. NCBI's taxonomy places the organism in Eukaryota, Metazoa, Xenacoelomorpha, Acoela, Convolutidae. Gene Ontology annotation, biological process: axon guidance. The transcript is spliced from 3 exons. The record is from RefSeq and is a predicted model, not a curated record. Gene Ontology annotation, molecular function: heparin binding; Roundabout binding; calcium ion binding. The coding region runs from base 289 to 4755 and encodes 1488 amino acids.